UGGCUGAGUGCUGGCGGGACUGGGAAUGGUUGGCACUGGGAGGUUUCGGAUAACUCCACCCGCCUCCUCCUCGCAGCUCCUCCUCCCAGUGCACAGCCCAGCUGGGAUAUAAGCAAGUCACUCAGACAACCAGGAGCAGCCGAGACAGCUGGGUGGGUGGCGUGGGACGCCGAGCUGUGCCCUGUGCCGUGUCCUUCGCCUCGACGCCGGCCCCCAUGGCGACGCCUUCGCAGAAGAGGAGCACCCGCAGCGGGACUUCGGGGACCCCCUUGUCCCCCACCCGCAUCACUCGCUUGCAGGAGAAGGAGGACCUGCAGGAGCUCAAUGACCGCUUGGCCGUCUACAUCGACAAGGUGCGCUCGCUGGAGCUGGAGAACGCCGGCCUGCGGCUCCGCAUCACCGAGUCCGAGGAGGUGGUGAGCCGCGAGGUCUCGGGCAUCAAGGCUGCCUACGAGUCGGAGCUGGCGGAUGCCCGCAAGACCUUGGAUUCGGUGGCCAAGGAGAGAGCUCGGCUGCAGCUGGAGCUCAGCAAAGUCCGGGAGGAGCACAAGGAGCUGAAAGCCCGGAAUGCCAAGAAGGAAGGGGACCUGCUGACUGCCCAGGCGCGGCUCAAGGAUGUGGAGGCUUUGCUUAACUCCAAAGAGGCUGCGCUCUCCACAGCGCUGGGCGAGAAGCGGAAUCUGGAGACUGAAGUGCGGGACCUGAGGGCACAGGUGGCCAAGCUGGAAAGCGCCUUGAACGAAGCCAAGAAGCAGCUGCAGGAUGAGAUGCUGCGCCGCGUGGACGCCGAGAACCGGCUGCAGACGCUGAAGGAAGAGCUUGAAUUCCAGAAGAACAUUUACAGUGAGGAGCUGCGGGAGACCAAGCGCCGCCACGAGACCCGGCUGGUGGAGAUCGACAACGGGCGGCAGCGGGAGUUUGAGAGCAAACUCUCCGAAGCCUUGCAGGAGCUGCGGAGCCAGCACGAAGCCCAGAUCCGCCUUUACAAGGAGGAACUGGAGAAGACCUACGGGGCAAAGCUGGAGAAUGCCAAGCAGUCGGCCGAGAGAAACAGCAACAUGGUGGGUGCUGCCCACGAGGAGCUCCAGCAAACCCGCAUCCGCAUCGACAACCUCUCCUCUGAGGUCAGCCAGCUGCAGAAGCAGUUGGCUGCCAAGGAGGCGAAGCUGCACGAUUUGGAGGAUAUUUUGGCCAGGGAACGGGAGACCAACCGGCGCCUGCUCUCCGACAAGGAGCGGGAGAUGGCCGAGAUGCGGGCACGCAUGCAGCAGCAGCUGGACGAGUACCAGGAGCUGCUGGACAUCAAGUUGGCUCUGGACAUGGAGAUCAACGCCUACCGCAAGCUGCUGGAGGGCGAGGAGGAGCGGCUGAGGCUGUCCCCCAGCCCCUCCUCCCACAGAGGGGCCUCCCGUAGCCACUUGUCCACCCCGGGCUCCUCCAAGAAGAGGAAGCUGGAGGACAGCGAGAGUCGGACCAGCUUCUCCCACCACGCCAGGACAAGCGGCCGCGUCGGCGUGGAGGAGGUGGACUUGGAGGGCAGAUUCGUCCGUCUCCGGAACAAGUCCAACGAGGACCAGGCGAUGGGGAACUGGCAGAUCAAGCGACAAAAUGGAGAUGACCCCCCCAUCACCUAUCGCUUCCCCCCGAAGUUCACUCUGAAGGCUGGCCAGGUGGUGACGAUCUGGGCCUCGGGGGCUGGGGCGACCCAUAGCCCCCCCAGCAAUGUGGUGUGGAAAGCCCAGAGCAGCUGGGGCUCCGGGGACAGCCUGCGCACUGCCCUCAUCAACUCCAACGGGGAGGAGGUGGCCAUGAGGAAACUGGUCCGCACCGUGAUCAUCAACGAUGAAGAUGAGGAUGAGGAUGAAGAUGAAGUUAACAUCCACCACCGCCACCACCACGUGAGCUGCUGUGGAAACAACUACAUGGGAGAAGCCAACAGACCUGGAGAUUUCUGCUUAGAAAAAAAGCUCUGGAGACCUUCCCAGAAUCACAGAAUCAUCUCAGUUGGAAAAGACCUUGAAGGUCACCUAGUCCAAGCAUUAACCUAACAUUGAGAGUUCUCAACUACGCCUUGCUGGAAGUCAUCUCCAACCCUGAGCAACCUCGACCUGCUGCGAAAAGGGCUGGAGGAGCCGGGCGGGAGGCUGAGCUGGUGCCUCGUGUCGCUUGGAGGUGGAGGACGGGAUGGUGGGAACUUGAUGGACACUUCUCCGUGGCAGCUGCUCCAUCCUCUUCGCAAGGGUGAGGGAACAAAUCCAGGGGUGACUUUGUCUUUCAGCCCAUUGUUCCCCUCACAGAGCUGAAAUACCACAGAACCCCAGAGUCAUCCGGGUUGGAAAAGCCCCUGAAGCUCCUCCAGCCCAACCAUGACCCUCCCCCUGACCCUUCCCAACUCCCCCAGAUCCCUCAGCGCUGGCUCAG
Athene cunicularia (burrowing owl) is the source of this 2421-nucleotide messenger RNA. It is a transcript of the gene LMNA, whose product is annotated as lamin A/C. Lineage: Eukaryota; Metazoa; Chordata; Aves; Strigiformes; Strigidae. The record is from RefSeq and is a predicted model, not a curated record. The transcript is spliced from 12 exons. Bases 216 to 2048 code for a protein of 610 amino acids.